AUGAAUUGCGUUGAAACAGACAAUCUCUUUCUACAUUCUCGACUGGACAAGAAUGACAGCGCAGACGAAUUACUUAGACUAAGAAACAACAACCAAGGAUUCUCGACGAGUUCAUUAUUAUCCUCAUUAGAGCCAAUGACACUACAUCAGGAAUCGUUGCACUCUUUUCGGUUUUCAAGCCCCAAUGCAACAUCGUCUGGUUUAGCACUUGCUUUGUCAAAAGAUGGUCAGCAAAGUGAAAAUAACUAUAUUACACAAAUCACAUCCAGCCUCGAAUUGAUUGAUAUGCCAAACACUUUGCCAGAGACAACAACAAUCAAUGGAUCUCUGACUCCCGUCACACCAGAUGAUCGAGAACCUAUCAACAGUAGUAGCAAUAUCAAACGUUCUGCUUCGUUUAGUUGUCUGAAAUCAGAUCGCCGCCAUAGAACAUCGCUUGUUUCAAAUACAUUAUACCCAUCUACAAGCACAAGCACCCGUGCCACUCCUACCCCAAACACAGCAGCAUCGUUGGCAGAUCAGAACAUAUCUAGAUAUCUGCCACAGAAUCAAGCAGUAAUCACAACGCAGGAUAAUUGGAGAAUUAGCCUGUCAAACCACAUUGCAGCCAUGAUUCUAUCUGGCUCCAAAAGAAACAACACGCAAGAUUUCAUAGGCAAGCACAUUCUUGAUUUUAUAGAUGUGAGUCAUCGGCCAUUGUUGCUUGAGAAAAUUGUCAAAAGAAGAGAUGAUUAUCAACAUGUCAACAUCAAUGGUAGUGUUUUAAUAUGCGGUGAUGUGAUUCCAAUCAUCAAACAAGAUGGUGCCAAGUCUUCUGCUUCACUCUGGUUGAAGGAAAAAAAGAGUGAUAAUGGAUCCUCUAUAUUUAUCUGGAUCUUGGAGGAAGUAUUUCAAAGCACCAUCAAAAUUCGAUUAAGCGACAACAGUAGAAUCGAAUCCAUUGACAAUGAAGAUGCAAAUGAACUGCUCGGGUACUCCUCGACAGAACUCUCACAAAAGCCUAUUCAGCAAUUAGUUCCUCAAUACAAUGCAACCGAUAAAUUUUUCGGCUGUCGCACAAAGCUAAACGCCUAUUUCCCUGUCAUGAUUGGACAUACGGAUCAACAUACCAUCCGUAUCACCUCUAUGCCAACACUCGCAGGUCUGGUGACAGUAGACUGUAAAAGUGGAGUCAUUCAAAGUUGCAACACGGCCUUUUCAAAAUACCUGUUCGGCUAUCGAGACCUCAGCAAUGUACCCCUUUCCAAGCUAAUUCCUCAAUACACAACAUUGAUCUACUGCCUGGAACGAGAUGAAUUACUGCUAGACGGGUACAUUCUCAACAAUACCAUGUGCUGCGAUAUUCUGAGAGCUAAUCUACCCCAGCAACAACAAAAAAAGACACAGCCUCCUGUUGUUAUCUCGGCUGUGCAUCGAGAUGGCACUUGCUUUGAUAUCGAUUUACAAAUCAAGUUACUGGUCGACCGGCAUGCAUAUGCUCUGUGGAUCACAUUUGAUAGGGAAACCGUAUUCCAGCAUCAAGGUCACAAAUCGAGUAUUCAUAAAUUGCAACAACAGCAAUUUGAAAGAGAAACUGCCAACCUUGCAGUGACCACGGCCAAUUCCAGCUUCAUUCGUUCAAAAUCUGUAAAUUUACCCACCAAUUCGCGAAAGACGCUUUUGGAUAGUCCCACCACAGCCACCAACACCAAAAAUGUGAUGGGUGAGAACGCUUCUCAGGAGAGACCUUCUUUGGGCUCAAAUCCUCCUCCUGCUGCAUCUAAAAGUAUAUGGCCUCGUAUUGGUGAGUACUCUGCCCAGACGCUCAAGACAUCCAUCCAAGACUAUGCAAUUGUUGACGAAUUGGGUCAAGGAGCCUAUGGUUUAGUCAAGUUAGCGUACCUCAAAAGCGAUCCUGAAAAGAAACGAGUUGUAAUCAAAUAUGUGAUCAAGUCUCGUAUUCUAGUAGAUUGCUGGACGCGAGACCGUAAGCUCGGCUUGAUCCCGGCUGAAAUUCACGUAUUGCACACGCUGAGGAAGAUUCCCCACGUCAAUUGUAGUGACAUGUUGGACUACUUUGAAGACGAUGACAACUACUAUGUGGUCAUGGACUUGUAUGGUGCUGGCAUGGAUCUAUUCGACUACAUUGAGUACAAGGAAAGCGGGCUGACCGAAUCAGAAAUUCGAUCCAUCUUUCGUCAAGUAGUAGCUGCUGUCGGACAUUUGCAUGACCACCGCAUAGUUCAUCGCGAUAUCAAGGACGAAAAUGUGAUUUUGGAUCUUAAAGGCGGUGUUCGCUUGAUUGAUUUUGGUAGUGCUGCUUACAUGAAGGAAGGACGGCAAUAUGAAACUUUUGUGGGCACGUUGGACUAUGCUGCACCGGAGAUUCUAAAGGGCCAAACAUACACAGGACCACCGCAAGACAUUUGGGCAUGCGGUACUCUGUUGUACACACUGAUUUACAGAGAGAAUCCAUUUUACAACAUCGAUGAAAUCAUGGAACGAGAAUUGAGAAUCCCUUUUGUGUUAUCACAGGAAUCUGUGGAUCUGAUAAGACAUAUGCUUGAAAGAGAUGUUCAGAAAAGAUUGACCAUUCAUCAAGUAUUGGACCAUCCUUGGUUCAAGAUGAAUUAA
Mucor velutinosus is the source of this 2613-nucleotide messenger RNA. RefSeq names its product ATP-binding cassette transporter snq2. The transcript has 8 exons. The coding region runs from base 1 to 2613 and encodes 870 amino acids. Gene Ontology annotation, biological process: protein phosphorylation; intracellular signal transduction; negative regulation of glycogen biosynthetic process. The record is from RefSeq and is a predicted model, not a curated record. NCBI's taxonomy places the organism in Eukaryota, Fungi, Mucoromycota, Mucoromycetes, Mucorales, Mucoraceae. Gene Ontology annotation, cellular component: cytosol; cytoplasm; nucleus. Gene Ontology annotation, molecular function: protein serine/threonine kinase activity; ATP binding.